AUGGACCAUCAGACACUCCUGAGUCUCCUCAGGAAGCCCCAGGGGAUCCCGUGUACAAACACGAGCAGGUUUGAAAGCCUCUUGGAAAGGGAAAAGGUGGGAGGAAGCGGAACCAAUGCCCUUGGCUCUGGGGUGAUCACUUCCUGCCCUCUCCUCCCUGCUGUCUGCAGCCUCUUGAUGAAUCAGAAGAAGUUCCUUUACCACUUCAAAAACGUACGCUGGGCCAAGGGGCGGCAUGAAACCUACCUGUGCUACGUGGUGAAGCGGAGGGACAGUGCUACCUCCUUCUCACUGGACUUCGGCCACCUCCGAAACAAGUCAGGCUGCCACGUGGAGCUUCUCUUCCUCCGCUACAUCUCUGACUGGGAUCUGGACCCGGGCCGCUGCUACCGGGUCACGUGGUUCACGUCCUGGAGCCCCUGCUACGACUGCGCACGCCACGUGGCCGAGUUCCUGCGCGGGAACCCCAACCUGAGCCUGCGCAUCUUUGCCGCCCGCCUCUACUUCUGCGAGGAUCGCAUGGCCGAGCCAGAGGGACUGCGGCGGCUCCACCGGGCCGGGGUGCAGAUCGCCAUCAUGACCUUCAAAGAUUACUUCUAUUGUUGGAAUACUUUUGUGGAGAACCGAGAGCGGACAUUCAAGGCCUGGGAGGGGCUGCAUGAGAAUUCAGUCCGUCUGUCCAGAAGGCUCCGGCGGAUCCUAUUGCCGCUGUAUGAAGUGGAUGACUUAAGAGAUGCCUUCCGCACCUUGGGACUCUGAGGACAGCCCCGGAAUCCCUGGGAGUCCCAGGAGGAGUCCCGAGGAACCCCCGAGGAGGCUGCAGGCAGCUGAUAGUUCUGAAGAUGAUGAGACUACCCUCCAUCACUAUCUCCUACUUACUCUUCUCUCUGUCCUCUGCCCUUCC
Ornithorhynchus anatinus (platypus) is the source of this 904-nucleotide messenger RNA. RefSeq names its product activation induced cytidine deaminase (gene AICDA). Lineage: Eukaryota; Metazoa; Chordata; Mammalia; Monotremata; Ornithorhynchidae. The transcript is spliced from 5 exons. Gene Ontology annotation, cellular component: nucleus; P-body; cytoplasm. The record is from RefSeq and is a predicted model, not a curated record. Gene Ontology annotation, biological process: defense response to virus; negative regulation of single stranded viral RNA replication via double stranded DNA intermediate; cytidine to uridine editing. Gene Ontology annotation, molecular function: RNA binding; zinc ion binding; cytidine deaminase activity. The coding region runs from base 1 to 759 and encodes 252 amino acids.